Blastocystis hominis is the source of this 1458-nucleotide messenger RNA. RefSeq lists its product as hypothetical. NCBI's taxonomy places the organism in Eukaryota, Bigyra, Opalinata, Blastocystidae. Gene Ontology annotation, molecular function: orotate phosphoribosyltransferase activity; orotidine-5'-phosphate decarboxylase activity. The transcript is spliced from 3 exons. The coding region runs from base 1 to 1458 and encodes 485 amino acids. The record is from RefSeq and is a predicted model, not a curated record. Gene Ontology annotation, biological process: pyrimidine nucleotide biosynthetic process; 'de novo' pyrimidine nucleobase biosynthetic process.
AUGAAGUUCUUUGAUAUGCUUAAUGCUCGAAUCGAGAAGAGUCAUUCUCUUCUCUGCGUUGGUCUGGACCCCCAUGGACAGGAGUUGACCGAGCACACUCCUGAGGGUUUAAAGGCAUUCUGCGCUCGCCUUAUCGAGGCUACGAAGGAUGUCGCUUGCUGCUACAAACCAAAUUCUGCCUUCUUUGAGGCCAUUCCCGGUGGAGUGGAGGCACUCGCUGAGAUCAUAAAGACCAUCCCGGAGGAUAUUCCUGUUCUGUUGGAUGUCAAGCGCGGCGAUAUUUCGACGACGGCGCAGGCCUAUGCUCAGGCUGCCAAGCAGGUGGGAGCCCACGGCGUGACCCUGAACAGCUACAUGGGUUACGACGCUAUCAAGCCUUUCCUCGAAGAAGAUUGGGGCGGCUGCUUCAUUCUGUGCAAAACCUCGAAUCCCAGCUCGAACGAGUUCCAGAUUCUCCGCACCCGCGACACCGAUGGCGAGGAGCGCUUCCUGUACGAGAUCUUCGCUCGCAAAGCCGCCGAGUGGGGAACCGGCGUAGUGGUCGGUGCUACGGACGGAACGGCCCUGCGUAACGUGCGUGCGCUCUGCCCCGAUAUCUGGAUUCUGGCUCCUGGUGUGGGCGCGCAGGGCGGCGAUCUGGACGAUGUGAUCCGCGCCGCCAUUCGAGACGACGGCAAGGGAAUCAUCGUUCCCAUUUCGCGCGGUAUUUCCCGCGCUGAGGACCCCCGCGCCACCGCGAUCCGCUACCGCGACCAGAUCAACGAGUCGAUCCAGCGCGUUCUGGCGGAGCGCGCGGCGGCUCCGAAGCCCCAGCUCAGCAGCACGCAGAAGCAGUUCAUCGAAGCGGCGAUCCGCGCGUCGGUGCUGCGUUUCGGCGAGUUCAAGCUGAAGAGUGGACGCAUGAGUCCCUAUUUCUUCAACAUGGGCAACUUCAAGUCGGGCCAGGAUAUGCUCGAUGUGGCGGAGAGCUACGCCCGAACCAUUCUGGAGCGCGCGCCCGAGUUCGACGUGAUCUUCGGACCUGCGUACAAGGGCAUUCCGCUCGCUGCGGCGGUCGCUGCGGCGCUGGCUGCGCAUGGACGGAACGUGGAGUUCGCGUAUAACCGGAAGGAGGCGAAGGACCAUGGCGAGGGCGGCUGCAUUGUGGGCAGUGCGCUGAAGGACAAGCGCGUGCUGGUGAUCGAUGACGUGAUCACUGCGGGCACAGCGACACGCGAGAGCGUGGGAAUCAUCGAGAAGGAAGGAGGCAAGGUGGUCGGUCUGGUGAUCGCGCUGAAUCGCCAGGAGAAGGGAAAUGACAGCGAUUUGUCCGCUGUGCAGCAGAUUGAGAAGGACUACAACUUCCCGGUCGUGAGCAUCGUGGAUCUCAACUCGCUGAUUAACUAUCUGAAUCAAAGUGGAGAGCUGUCGAGCUAUUUGGAGGCUAUUACCAAGUAUAGAGAGAUGUAUGGAGCGUAA